AUGGGCCUUUUCGGCCACGUGCGCAUCCACGAGAGCGGCCUUGACCGCACUCCCGACACAUCCACCACAUCCGACACAUCCACCGUGCACACCCCCACCCUCGUUCCAUUCGUCCGCGCCACCACCACCACGGCCGCCUCCUCUGUAGCUGACACUGACACCGCCGACUUCUCAUGCCCACACCGCCCACUCGCAUUCACCUCACGCAUCGGCCUGGUCGGUCACUUGCGAAUCCAUCGCACAGAGACUGGCGAAUCAGUGCCUGGAGCACCUACUUAUACGCACCAAGCUCGUCUCAACUGCCCACACUGUCCUCGCAAUUUCAGGCAUCGCAUGGGCCUAUUCGGCCACAUGCGCAUCCACGACGACCUGCGGUAG
Molecule: messenger RNA, 378 nt
Organism: Spirometra erinaceieuropaei
Lineage: Eukaryota; Metazoa; Platyhelminthes; Cestoda; Diphyllobothriidea; Diphyllobothriidae
Source: the annotation of a GenBank genome assembly